AAUUUUGAGGGGUGAUUCUGUAUACUAAAAAAAGACGAAAGUGAAGAGUGAUGAAGCCUCAAACGUAAAUUUAUCAUUCUUUAUUUUCGUUUUAUUUUUGCAUGUAGAAUUGUCCGUUAAAGUUUCAAACUUGAGAUACAACUCUUUCCAGGACUGAUCUUUCUAUCUCCUCGUAAUACUGCCCCCGAGGAAGCAAGUAAAAACAAAAGGAGUUCACAAUGACUCGUACAGAUUUUUGCGGAGUAAUUCGCGGGACUGGUAUCCGUAACUGUGUUCUUAGGAUUUACCUUGAAGCGCUCAAGGACACGUUCGCGCACGUUCGUUGAUUUUCGAAGACGUAUUUUGAAAGAAACUCGAGCUCCUUAUCAACCAGAGGUGAUCAAUAUUUUAUUCUGAAAAUAUAUCCGACCUGACAGGUAUUCAGUUCAAUAUGAUACAAUUUUAUUUUUAUCUUUAUUUAAUAAAUAGAGAUAAAACAUAUAUACAGGCACUCUAUUAAAUAAGGUUAAAGGCAAGGCUCAACUAACAAGGCUGUUCUACAUCUUAACUAAAUUUGAUUUUUUAUCGAACAUGUAACAGAGCAAAAGUAGUUAAUGUUUUACUCGUUAUUCGAAACAUUUUAUCUAGAUUAAAAUUCUGAUUAUCUCUGGUUACGAUGGGGGCGAUUUUAGGGUCGCCGUUGAAGCACAAGUUACUUAAUCCACGUUGUAAUAUAAGAACUAAUAUGCGUAGAACCAGAUGCCGAGAGAAUAUUUCAUAGAGCGAGUUUGUAGGCGAUUUUGUAACGAUUUCGUACAUUUCAUAUCGUUCCAAGUACCGGCUGUUUCGACGCGCUUAGGUGAAUUUGGAGUGCUGCUGCGUUACGAGUCUAGCGUUGACAAAGUUCUAGGAUAAUUGUUGUACCGCAGACCGUAGUCGAAUUUGUUCAAAAACUGGGAUUGCAUUCGUGAUUUACAGGAUUAUUUUGUUGCAAGUACGUUAAAAGAUUCAAAACAUUGUUCAAAAUUGAUUUCAAGUAAAAAUACGAUAGAGCUACUUGAAAUAAUAUUUGUUUCUUCUGUUGUUUGUUCUUUUAAUUUGGAAAUUAACAAUGUGAUUGUUCGCGAUAUUUAUUCGCUCAUCUAUGAAUUUUACUGUCUUUUUUUUUUCAAUUGUGAUUGUCUUAUCGAACUUGUUGGACACUGUGUAUUUAUGAUUUAUAUAAAUGGACGAUAGAUGUGCAAACUAUUAAUAAAAUAUAUUUCUUAUACUACUUUCUAUCUUUCUUUAAAUCAUUAUAUCGAAUCAGAAUAUUUCUAAUUUUAUCUUGGAUAAAAUUUAUAAAUGCUUACAAAAUACAUUUCAUUUAUUCAUUGUUUAAUUCAGUUUCUGUCAUCAAAAACAAAAAUUGAGCUUGGCUGCACAUUCAAGCUACGAAUAUUCAACUAAACAUUGAACAUUACAUACAUCACAAUGUAUUAGUUAACAACAAAUUUUAAAGCAAAAUAACAAUAGAAUUUUCGAUCUAAUUUCUGUGAAGAACGAAGCAAUCCCGUGAAGAUCGAAUUGGUACGAGAUUCAGAGGGUCUCGCACUAAUUAUUUAUACGUAUAUAUGGAAUAUACAUACAACAAUAGCCUGGCCUCGAUAGAGUGAUUGUUAAACAUAUACAAUUCGAUGUUUGUAUCAGUAGACGUAACACGAAAGUCAUCGUAACGCCGUGAAAAAUAUUUGUGUAAUCGUCGAUCGAUUAGGGACGUCGAUCCUAGGGAUUAGCGCCAUUUUGUAGCAAAAGAACGCUGCUCAGACGACACCAAUUUUUAUGGUAAGCAAACAACGGAGAACAAACAUUAGAAGGUCGUAUUUUUUUAACCAAUUAGAGGAUAAAUAUCGAACAACAAACAAGAAUAUCCGGGAAGACUGAUAGUUGAUGAUAAAUUAACUGGGGUAGUCAUUUUUUUAACGCAAACCAUUCUCUAGCGCUUAUCAACCCUCCAACGAAUUCAAUUUUGAAUCUUUCAACAGAGGAUCACAGAAUCUACAAUUUGUAGAAAUUAUUUCAAUUUAAAGAUCUAAACAUUUACGAAAAAAUUCACGCUCUUGUCUUUAAUUAUUCCGAGCUUAAAGAAAAUCCAAAAAAUUUCAAAUUUAGGUAAAGCAUGAUGUUUUAAUACUUCGAUCACUUUAACGCGCUUCUGCACAGUGCGAUAAUCUUUGAAUCAUACUGACUGAGAACAAGUUAGAGGGUUAGCAGACCUAUUUCGUUUCGUUCAAAAUUUUAGCUCAAUAUCGACAUUUAUUUGUCUCAAUCGAAGUUAACUAAUUUGUCAAUCACGCGACACACGCACAAAUGGUCCACGUUUAUCCUCCGAAAAAAAUGUCAACGAGCCAAUUGUCACGGUAUGCACUGUAAAUACAAGUAAUAGAACGCACCCGUUUGUAUACUUGUACCCUAGUUGAUACACGAUCAUUGAAUUGCAACGAUGGGACGCGAUUGGGUAUAUUUUUUAUCGUCGAGAGUUUUUUAAUAAACGACAGUUCACUAUUUUCUGCUCUACAUUUAUUUCCACCCUGUCUAAUCAAUCUAAUCGAUCACGAAUUUGCUAACUUCACGCAUAAUUUCAAAACAUGUUGGACAUUCGUAAUUUUAAUUUAAAGAAUACGACACGAAGAACAGAAAGAUAAAAGCAUACUUCAAGGUACCAAGAAGAGUUCUUAUUAUACUACCAAAACUAUAAUACCUUCAAGUUUCUUGUAACGAUUUCAAUUUUUAAGUUUGGUUUCCACGAAUCAUUGAAUCAAGGUUAAAGAACCAAGGAAAUUUGAAUCAUGAAAGAACACGUGUGUGGAUUACCUAAGAAUCGGGAAGAUUUUCACCACCUCGACUCCAAGAUAAGCAUAAAGGAUCACACGUUUAAUAGAGUGUUGACGAAUCUGUUCAAGAUCAGUGAAAACUCGCCAAGAUCGAAAAUAUUCUUAGACAGCCUGGCUGCCGUGUCCGUUGAGAGCAGGAGGCACGCUGCUCUCAAAUACUCGUGGAUCAUUCACCCCUUUAGUCUCUUUAGAUUCUCCUGGGAUCUGUUCAUGGCUGCGAUAUACUUGAUCUCCUUCAUAUCGAUCCCCUUCAUGGUCUGCUUCAUCGUCAUGUGCCACGACCGCGUCCGUUUGGACAAAUACAAUUUAUUUAUUUACACGUUCUGCUGGUUGGACAUAGUUUGCAACUGUAUCACUGGGUACUACGAUGAGAAGCACAGAAGCGUUGAAAUGCAACUAUCAAAGAUCUUAAAACACUACCUGCGAACCUUCCUGAUAGCGGAUAUCCUUUCUUCCCUGCCAUGGGACCACAUAACACUCCCAUGGCGAAGGAAACCUGGGAAGGAAUCGAGUUACGUCGUCGUCCUGAUCAAUCUUCUGCCUCUUCUGAAGCUGACACGUUACAUCUAUGUCAACUACAGAAUUUUCGAAUUAUUUACGGUGAAAACGCAUUUUGAAAUUGUCGAUCAAUCUUCAUUGGACUCUCGUCGCUUCAGUUUUCAAUCCAUCGACAAAGUAUUUCAUAAAACUUAUAACAUUUCAGUACCUCGAGAUAAUACAUUUCUACUACCAAAUGUUAACCACUCUCAUGUUGGGUUUCUUCCUAAUGUUCUGGUCUUCGUGUCUGUGCUACUUGAUACCAGUCUUGAUCCUCCAUUUUCAAAAUUCCUCGCCAGAGGUAAGCGAUCGAUAAAUAACGUAUCAUCUGUUUUGAGCCAUACUGAUGUUAAUAAUGAUAUUCUUUAUUUACAGGAAUGCGUAGAAUGUUGGAUGACAGGAUUAGAUAGCAACAGUAUACCGUUUAGGUUCCAGCACUCGCUUUUCAUAGUAAUCGAAAAGCUAUCAGCCAGUGGUUAUGGCUUGUACGUGCCAAGAACAGAUGGACACCUUCUGCUGAGCAGCACUCUUAUGGUGAUGGGCAGAGUACUCGAGUGUUUCAUCAUAGUGAUGAUCAUUCAGAUAAAAGCAGGAACAAAGGCGUCUACAUCAAAAUUUCAAGAGAUCAUGAACCAACUGAAAGCUUACACGAGGCAGAAGCAACUGCCACUGCACAUGAAGAAUCGACUCCUCGCUUAUUACCAAUAUCGUUUCAGGAAUAGCUACUUCCGCGAGAAGUGGCUCCUGUCGAACCUAUCAGAGGCACUGCGUCAGGAAAUCGCGCUCCAGUCGAGUCAUCGUUUGGUCGAAAACGUGGCCAUUUUUAAGAACCUACCAAAGCACAUUCUGCGAAUGAUUGUGAAGAAUCUGAAGUUCGAGCUGUACCUGCCUAACGACGUGAUCGUGAAAGCUGGGGCACAGGGUGACUGCAUGUUCUUCCUGUCUGCUGGUACUGUCGCUGUUUUGACGCCCACUGGAAAGGAGAUUUGUCACUUGGAAGAUGGCGCCCAUUUCGGCGAGGUGGCCCUGUUGGUCCCCGAUCAGAGAAGAGUGGCGAGCGUAAUCGCGAUCGAGGUGUGCGAGGUGUACCGUCUGGAUCGCAGAGAUUUUCGAAAAUGCAUCGCUGUGCACACCGAACUCUUUGCAAACAUCGAGAGUAUCGCGACGGACAGAAUCGAGAGGGCUGUACUCAUCGAGGAGCAACAUAAACGUCACCUCAUGCGUGACUCCUUUCACGACGAUGGAAUGCUCUAAUUCUUGGAAUAGGAUACUGAAAAUAAUUCAUGAGUUACUAUCGUUAUUAAUUCAUUGAUGUAAUUCAUUAAUUCAAUCAUAUUUUCUCAGUGUAAUAUGAUAAAAAUAAAGUUAGAAGAAUAAUUUACUAGGUUUAAAUCAUAUUAGGUCUUCUUCAUCUUCGAAUUAUUAACUCUCGCGAGUUUCGUCAGAAUUAAAAAGUCAAUAAACAUAGUGGAUGCUAUCUGUAGUACCUUCCUGACCAAAGAAUAAUAAUGCUGAUCGUUCAACCAUAUAUUUAAGGAUCUUAUAUAUUAUUAUUGUCCAUACAUUGUUUGUAUAGUGACAUUCCUUUAUGUCUACCUUUAUUUUAUAAUUAUAUAUAUAUAUUAUAUUAUAUUAAUCGUUACCUAAGAUACUUACAAGUUACAAAUACACUCACUAAAAUCUUUAGCACUGUUGCGAUGAACUAUGCACGUAUAGAUAAUACACUGGAGACACGAAUAAGUGAUUAAUUUAUUUUCCAUUCUCUUUUUUUUUUUUUUUUUGGCAAUUCUCUUUCUCGCGAAACGCUUGAACCUUUGUCGGUGUCCGUAGCGAUGAUCGUGAACAUUUACUCCUGGAAGACCCGUCUGGGAAUUUAUCUAGGGACCCUAGAGGAGGCGGUGUCGAACUAUCGUCCAAAAAUACAAAAGGCUACGAAAAGCAUCAGGGGAAAAGUUGUCAAUUGUACGCGAGGUGUGUUCCACAUUCUUAUCGAGUCUUACCCUACGGGAAUCGAAGAAAACUGAACAUUUCACAAUUCCUACUUACUAUGCCUAUGCCGAGCAACAAUCCACGAUUUUCUAAAUAUUCGAAUAAAAAAGCAGUGACACAUAGAAUUUAAAUUAUAUUUUAAUUGUGAUUGAUUGAGGCCUGUGCUUCCUGAACUGAGAUUGAAAACUAAAGGUUAGGCUAAGCAUUCUACGCUACUUACUAUAGUUUCAAAUUUCAAGCUUCAAUUCUCAAAAGUAGGAACAGAUAAAUUUCCUCUUCCCAAUAAAUCUCUUUAACUUUCUACUUUGCUCUUUAACGUUAAAAAAUAACGCAGCAAUCAGUCGUGCAUCAUUCAAACCAAUGCCUCCACAUGUGUAAAAGUAAUCUACUCUACACCACUCUAUCUAUUUAUCAUAUUAUAUAUUGAAAGUUGUAUGUACAACUAUCUCACUAUCAAAGGUUACAAGAGCCUGCCUCCAUAUUCUCAGAAAAUGAAUUUACAGUACUUAGACAGCUGCUUAAAUUACCAUUGCUUUAAAAGUCUAUCUAUACGAUGUUUUAAAACGAACUUUCCUUGCAAACACAACGGAUUCCCGGAAGGUGACGACUAAAACUAACGAACGAACGGUCACGAUCGCUUCUACGGACAAUGGAGUCCCUACGAGGAGGUUUCGGUGCCCCGAUAUAAGAUAUGUCGUUAACAAUUAGUACGUAAUAGUGAGAAUUAUAUACAUCUCUAAUGUAAUAGUAAGUGGAUGCAGGGCAUUGUACAGACUUAAAUCACACGGUAUAGAAAUAUAAAUUAUUUACUAUAGAAUAGAGAGAGUCUACUGAAAUGAUGUUUCGUUUUGUUUUCUUUUACCGCGUACCAUUCGUUCCCUUAAAAAUCAACAUCGUCCAACGAUAAACGACGAUACUUGUUCCUCUACGCCUGAUAUGCGAUCAAUAGGAUAUCUAAACUAUGUAAACUAUUUAUACAUUUACUAGAUAGUCGUGUCGCUACGUUUUACAACAUAUCCGUUACAAUCGAGUAAAUAAUCUAAUUUGGUCAGAUCUAGAGGAGUACGGAGGAGAAGAGUACUCAAUAUCUUUCAGUAUACUUUUUCCGCACGAUUCCCCCGAGCCUAAGCGAAGAAAUCAUAACACGAACAGGUUACACGUUUCAAUUUCUUCGUUGAUAUGCAUCAUCGUUUUUUUAAUUUUUUCCGCGAUUGUCUCGGUUCUCGACUGCUUCUAAAUUAUCUACGAUUAAAACAGUGCGACGCGUUUGAAUGUACAUGGAUAAGAAUGGCGGGAAAAUUAUAUUUCGGAGGAAUUCGAGUUUUAGGGGAUGUUGGAGGAUAAAUCGGAGGAAUCCGUCAGUUUAGCCUCGAGAUAGUUUAAGUUCAAAAUGUCGCUACGAUUUUUCGUGAACAUCAGAUCGUUCGUUUUAUACUACGCUUGUAUUUACACUAAACAGUAUCUGUAUGUAAAUUUAUAUUUAGCACUCUUUCCCCGACACUUUCGAAGGGCGUCUAAUAAGGCACUGUCAUUUACUGUGACUGAAAACGAUAAGAUGAACGAAGAGUAGUCCUUCCCUACGGUUCCGUGGAUUCUUUCGUGUUUAACUUACGCUUAUGAUAUAUUAUUAAAUGCUUUUGGUACCUUUCCCUUCGGAAUCCUGAUACGCUACGAGCUACUGAUAUUUCUGCGACGCCUGGAGGUUGGGGUACACAGGUCCGCCAUUUUUUUAAUUAACACCUUGGAUAUUGUAAAAUAACAGGCAGACCAACAUAGAUAGUUAAAUACUCAACAACAAAUGGGAAUAAAAUUUAAAUGUAGAGUUUUCUGCUUCGAAUACACAGUUCGACAACGGUGCAUUGUUCACCAUGCAUUGAAGUCACUCGAGUAUGCAUUGAUAUGAACUUUCCAAAUUUAUAAAUUCGACGCAAACGCUUAAAGAUUCACGGACUCCUAAACUGAAAAACUUUCUUCUUAGAAUUGAAACCAAGAGCUUACAAUUUUCUAAAUUUAAAAUAAGUUCCGAGUCUCUCGAAGGUCUUUGACUGAACCUGUGUCCUCAUCCCCUGGGCGUCGUGGUUUCACGAUAGAUGAUACAGUAUACAUAGUAACAGUACGUAGUUAACAUUACGAUUAAAAUGUUCAGGAACAAAUAUAUAAAUGCAACACGUUAAUAUGCGCAUAUGACGCGGUAUCAGCGCUACGAGAACUGAUCGUACGGCAUCGAGAACGCAACUGCACGCGUUCGGUGCAGCGCCGGCGAACAAUCGUGCAAAGAUGCAACCGAAGUCGAUAUAGUCGAAGUAGAGUAUUUUUCGCGAACAAAGCCAGAAUUAGCGGCGACGUUGCACCUUUGCGAUUCACGUCGUUUGAUCGCGAUCGAGAACUAUUUGGCGACGGUACAUGCUAUGGCAAUACAUCCGAGUAUCGAUAAGGAAUAAGUGAUAACAGUAUCAUAGAGUAUAUAAAUGGCAUAUUGCGUAACAAACUAUUUAUAUUGUACAACGUAACGUGCGUAUAUGCUUCAUACAAAUAGGUACAAGUUUACUCCUCCCUGUCGCUCGUUCUUCUCCGUUUAAUCGCGCGACGCGAUGUACUCGGUUAGGAUCGCUGAACGAUCGAGAGCUACUACCUUAGCAUUCGUGCAGAAUCUGGCCUGUUUUGCAAAGCUACGCAGUCGCUCGCAUCGCGAUCCACGAGAAAAAAUUGGUCGCGUUGUCGAGUAGGCCGCUGAUUAUGCACCGACGCCUGCGCUCUCAGAACUUCCAUAAAUGUCUAAUGUAAACGUUCGAAACUCUCCACGUGGAUUGCUGUUACGAAAGUAGAAAUGAGAGUACAAGUUUGGAUGGGGAUGCUAAGAUUAGGCGAAGGAUCGGGUCACAGUUAAAAAUUUGUGUCCUGUGAUUUGGGGUUCGGAGAACGCAGGUGCUGAUGACGGACAGCAAAACGGUCAACGUUGAUGGUUAGGUCAUUUCGUGAGUCUAUGCGUACUUAUGAUAACUGAAGACACUACUGUUUGUACCUUAUAAAAAUCUUUGCCUUUUCGUAUUGAAAUAUAAUCGAAACAUAGUACUCAGAACUUUCAGACA
Hylaeus anthracinus is the source of this 8467-nucleotide messenger RNA. Its product is annotated as potassium/sodium hyperpolarization-activated cyclic nucleotide-gated channel 2-like. Lineage: Eukaryota; Metazoa; Arthropoda; Insecta; Hymenoptera; Colletidae. The record is from RefSeq and is a predicted model, not a curated record. The coding region runs from base 2808 to 4643 and encodes 611 amino acids. The transcript has 7 exons.